Molecule: messenger RNA, 659 nt
Organism: Episyrphus balteatus (marmalade hoverfly)
Lineage: Eukaryota; Metazoa; Arthropoda; Insecta; Diptera; Syrphidae
Exons: 2
Coding region: 71-505 (144 amino acids)
Molecular function (GO): protein binding
Source: RefSeq, a predicted model, not a curated record
CAAAAACAAAGGAGUUUUGGAAAGAAUUUUCAGUUUUUAUUUUAAUUUUGAAUCAAUUUUUUUGCAAAAAAUGUCCGACAAACUCUCCGACAAAGAAUCCCAACUUUGCAAGACUAUUCGUCAGCAUUUUCAAAGUCAAGGUGUAUUGGAUGAUAUCAAAUGUCAAUUGCAACAUCGUUUAGUUGAAAUGAUGCGUGGUAAUGGUGAUAAAGCUGAUUGUCAUGAGAGAAGACAAAAACCCAAUGGAGACGACGACGAGAAUAAUAAGGAACAAGAUACAAGGACUAUAUUAGUGAAUCAGUUAAUUAUGGAGUAUCUGCAUUGGCAUCAGUUUAAUUAUUCGGCAGAAAUGUUUGCCAUGGAAACGCAAAUGGAAAGUUGUAAUCCGAAUAGGAAAUUACUGGAGGCUGCUUUGGGACAAUUUUCAGAGAAGGAAAUACCAAUUUUGUUGGAAAUUGUUUUGAAUCUUUGGAAGGAAGCUCAAGAAGGAACUACAGCAGCAUGAUGAUCUGCUAAGUUUGAUGGUUUUUUGGAUUUUGGGCAAAAAACAAAUCAAAUAAUCCAAGUGUUUGAGUUUUCAAAUUCUACUAAAUUGUUCUUGAAAACACUAAAGAUUUUUAAAAGAAUAAAAUACCACUUUAACAUGCUGCAGAUAUCAA